AUGCCGCCUAAAAAACAAAAGAUACAUCUACAAAAAGCACAUCAAAAAAUAGGAUAUGUUGCGCAACAAGAUUGUGAGACCACCGAUAAUACAGAUAAUCAAUCGGAAGAAUCUGAUGGAAUGGAUGAGUGUUGGAUUGAUGAAACUUUAGAAUAG
Acaulospora morrowiae is the source of this 156-nucleotide messenger RNA. The record is from the annotation of a GenBank genome assembly. NCBI's taxonomy places the organism in Eukaryota, Fungi, Glomeromycota, Glomeromycetes, Diversisporales, Acaulosporaceae.